CCUUUCCUGGCCGGUGACCCUUCUCCAUAUUAAAAAUAAAAAUGCAUUGCACAUUUUUAAAGAAAGGCUUCGAGGGAACAGCUUAGGGUAGCCUAAACCCUGUUUCCUUUACCUGUUAGAUUUCUCUGUGCAGGGACUUUUUGUGCUGACUUGUACGGAGAAACAUCCCAUAAAGAUAUGAGAGAAUUGAAUUCUGCUGCUUCCUAAGUGUGCUUUAACUCCAAUUUCAUGACCUAUACAUGUUUUGCAUUUUUAUUUUUGCUAUGGAGAAGGGUCACAGGCCAGGAAGUGACUUCCCGCCUUCCCUCGCUCUCCGUGCGAAGCAGCCGAGGAGCUUCGGCCACUUUAAGGGUUAACAAACAAGGACUGAGCGGAAGGAAAGAGUGCAACCGAGGGACGUCCCCUUCCCGCCUCGCCUCUCUGAGAAAUGCAAGAUGGAAGCGCAGAGCGCCUCUUCGUGCGCAAUGAUGCUGGCAAGCGGGGUUGCGCGGGGAGAGCCUCGAAAGGAAGAAUCGGAGCUCAAUUCCUGUUUGGAAGAUGGAGAGGAUCUUCUUCUUCAGGUUCCCAAAGAGGAGGAGACCUCAGCAGAACGAGACCUCGCUUUCUGUAAGGAAGAAGAAGAAAGUCUGUUUAUCCAGGUCCGCAAAGAAGAGGAGGAGGAGACCUCAGCAGAGCUAGGCCUCAUUUCCUGUUGGGAAGGAGAAGAAGAUCCACUUAUCCAGGGUCUCAAAGAAGAGGAGGCGGAGACAUCAGCAGAACCAGACCUCCUUUCCUGUUGGGAAGAAGGAGAAGAUCUGGUGACGCAGGAACCCAAAGAAGAGGAGGAGACCUCAGCAGGAUACAUCUGGGGGUCCAAGGCUGAGGGAGAACCAUCUGAAGUAUCACUGGAAAAAUCUGAGGAGCAGGUGCAGGAGCAGAAACUGAGGAGUGAAGAUGGAGCAAAGAGACAAGAGGAGAGAGAGACUCCCACAGGGGACAAACCUUAUAAAUGCUUGGAGUGUGGAAAGACCUUCAGGUGGAGUAGCCACUUUACUUUGCAUCAAAAUAUUCACACAGGGUACAAACCUUAUAAAUGCUUGGAGUGUGGAAAAAGCUUCAGUUGCAGUAGCCACCUUACUUCACAUCAAAGAACUCACACAGAAGACAAACCUUAUAAAUGCUUCGAGUGUGGAAAGAGCUUCAGGGAGAGAUGCGCCCUUAAGGUGCAUCAAAGAAUUCACACAGGGGACAAACCUUAUAAAUGCUUUGAGUGUAGAAAGAGCUUCAGUGACAAUAGCAACCUUACCUCACAUCAAAGAAGUCACACAGGGGAUAAACCUUAUAAAUGCUUUGAGUGUGGAAAGAGCUUCAGUCAGAGUAGCAACCUUACUUCACAUCAAAGAUGUCACACAGGGGACAAACCUUAUAAAUGCUUCCAGUGUGGAAAGAGCUUCAGUCGGAGUAGCAACCUUACUUUGCAUCAAAGAAGUCACACAGGGGACAACCCUUAUAAAUGCUUGGAGUGUGGAAAGAGCUUUAGUCAGAGUAGCAGCCUUAUUUCGCAUCAAAGUUGUCACACAGGGGAUAAACCUUAUAAAUGCUUUGAGUGUGGAAAGAGCUUCAUUCGGAGUAGCCACCUUACUUCACAUCACAGAACUCAUACAGGGGACAAACCUUAUAAAUGCUUGGAGUGUGGAAAGACCUUCAGUCAGAGUAGCAGCCUUACUUCGCAUCAAAAAUGUCACACAGGGGAUAAACCUUAUAAAUGCUUUGAGUGUGGAAAGAGCUUCAGUCUGAGUAGCCACCUUACUUCACAUCACAGAACUCAUACAGGGGACAAACCUUAUAAAUGCUUGGAGUGUGGAAAGAGCUUUAGUCAGAGUAGCCACCUUACUUCGCAUCAAACAAUUCACACAGGGGACAAACCUUAUAAAUGCUUUGAGUGUGGAAAGAGCUUCAGGUGGAGUACGGACUUUACUCGACAUGAAAGAACUCACACAGGGGACAAACCUUAUCAGUGCUUGGAGUGUGGAAAGAGCUUCAGUCAGAGUAGCAACCUUACUAAGCAUCAAAGAACUCACAAAGGAGACAAACCUUAUAAAUGCUUUGAGUGUGGAAAAAGCUUCAGGUGUAGUAGCACCCUUACGGUGCAUCAAAGAAGUCACACAGGGGACAAACCUUAUCAGUGCUUAGAGUGUGGAAAGAGCUUUAGUCAGAGUAGUUACGUUACUUCGCAUCAAAGAAGUCACAGAGGAAACAAACCUUAUAAAUGCUUGGAGUGUGGAAAGACCUUCAGUAACAAUAGCAAUCUUACUUCGCAUCAAAGAAGUCACACAGGGGACAAACCUUAUAAAUGCUUCGAGUGUGGAAAGACAUUCAGGUCAAGUAGCACCCUUACGGUGCAUCAAAGAAUUCACACAGGGGACAGACCUUAUAAAUGUUUAGAGUGUGGAAAGAGCUUCAGUCGGAGUGGCCACCUUACUUUGCAUCAAAGAACUCACACAGGGAACAAACCUUAUACAUGCUUGUAGUGUUGAGAGACUUUUCGUCAGAAUGGCUAACUUCAGGCACAUCAAAGGAUCCAUUCAAGGGAAAAGAUUUAUCAAUGCUUUGAAUGUGGAAAAAGCUUUAAGCAGAGUUCAACUCUUUCUGUGCAUCAAAGGAUUGUGGAAGGAAAUUUUUUGCAAUUUAUUGUGCUCCAAAGGACAGAGUUUAUUGAGAGAGAGAGAUAGCAAAGACCAAUGCAUGGGGAGAGAGGUCACCAAAUACCAAUUCUACCCAAAAUAUGCCAAAUGUCAAUGUACUGCCUUCAAGUCGAUUCUGACUUAUGGCGACCCUAUGAACAGGGUUUUCAUGAGGCUGAGAGGCAGUGACUGGCACAAGGUCACCCAGUGAGCUUCAUGGCUAUGUGGGGAUUUGAACCCUGUUCUCCCAGGUCGCAGUCCAACACCUUAACCACUACGCCACACUGGCUCUCUAAAAUAUGCCAAGCAGAGCUUUAAAAGGGGAUUACACGUCAUACAUUUGUCACUUUCAAAGGCAUAUAUUAAAUUCCAUACAAAGUAAAAUCAUACACCUUCUGGGUGGUUCUUUACCACAUUUUGACCCUGCCUACCCAUGUGCCAGCUACAGAAAGUACCUAACAUCCCCGUGACCUGAUAUUUCUUCUCAAAACCCAAUCUUAAAGACAGUCUUCCUCUGUAAAAUUCUCUCAUUGUGACUUCCCCUUUUCCCAUCUCUUUGCUGCAUUUCAAAGCUGCUUUCACUUUUACGUUGUAAAUAUAAUAAAACAGGAGCUUUUAGAUCCUGAGCUCUGAAAAGUUACAUUUUCUGCUCUCAGUCCCCCCGUUUGAAACUUAGUUCCAACCAGGGGUUAUAACUUACCAGAGGUGCAGAAAUAUGCCUCAUUAGCAGGGCAGUGGCCUGACCUUUUGGCCAAUUUAUCAGUGGGUUUCUUAAACCGCUCCUCGUUCUCGACUUCGUGAACUUAGUGCUAUAUGGUUGAAUGUGGUACCCAAAAGUGUGAGGCCAUGGACAAGCUCAUGGUGUUCUUGUCUACUGCCUCAACAGCACAUUCUAAUGCAAACUGACUAUAAUUUCUUUUGAUGGGGGAGGUUUUAUUAGACUAAGGCCAAAUUAAUUAACCUCGGGCAUAUCUAUAACUUCAGAGCAAAACGCAAGUUCUUAGUAAACAUUGCAGGUUAUAUACCCUCUUCCAUUCGGAUCGUCGGGUCAUUAACCCUUACCCAAACCAAACAACAUAGACUUUACUCUUGCAACUUCAAAGGAUUACAACAUUUCAGAGUCCAAAUCUUCUCAAUCUUGGAAUCUUCCCUUUCCAAGGCUACCCCCUGCUCCACACGACUGGAAACCACAAGGAUUGUUAGUCCCUCGAGGAAAAUUCCUUUCGCUGCUUUUCAAUGUUCUUGGUGAUUCAAAGAACAACAGAUUAUGGGACCCUGGGAGGCCUAACCCCAGAGACUGGCCCGUGAUUCUGCGUACAGCCAGAUUUGCAUUUUAGGAUUUAUUAUGACCCUUUUAUUGUUGGCGAGGACAACGCUUUGUCUGUAGAGCUCCUGUGCUCCCAUGUGCAGGUCCUGAGGGUCUUAAUCCUUGGUCUCAGGGAUUGGCUUUGUUGCCUGGUCACAAUCAAAGAUGAGCUCUCAGACAACGAAUCUCUGUAGCUGGCCACACAGACCCCCUUGGAUGAAGAACGGGGAGACCUUGCAGUCCGCUGGAAGGAAUGGGCAUCCGACAGCUCUCAUCUCAGGCUUGCAUCUAGACGUGGACGGCUUUACUCUUGGAAGAGGUGUGGGCAGCUUGCAUCUCAAUGAAGUGAAAUGGAUGCACAAAGCGAAGGCAAAUGUGAAGAAAGGCCUUUACAGGAAAAUUGCAGCAUGCAGCUUACUGGGUACUGUAAGUGGUCUACAGGCUGAAUGUCUUUAACGAAAGAAUCUCCCCCCCCCUUAAUAACGUCAUAGGAGAGGGGAGACAACAUUGGUUAAUAUUUUCUUAGGAGCAUGGUCCAAAUAGAAGUUCUUACCUUAUUUGCAGGAAUUUUUCAAACCUGUGAAUGGGCAGUCUCAUCUUCCAAUGUCCUCCUUAAGCAUCUCUAAAGGCACAAAACAUAGCAACCCUGAAGAAGCAUAAUGCCAAAUAACUCACCCCAGAGACAUAAAAGGUAUGACACAGAGGUUGAGUUUUGAUCACACAAGGGAUGUAACAAGUACCCAGUUUUUAGUGGCUUUCCUUCCUUAUAAGCUUGACAAAUUUCACAAACCCUUAAAUAUUGUAUGGCCACAACGGCAAAUUUGGAAAGAAACCAAUACCUAGUUAUUGGUUCUAUAUUUAAAUGAGACAAGCCAGAACGGUUCAUUAUUCCCUUUUUGGUAUAAGGCCUAAUUCUAAAAUUUUAGUCAAAUUCUCUUUGUCAGCCACUGGCCACUGAGCAAACCAUUCAAACCAGGAUGCUAAGGAAAAAUGAACAGUUGCUCCUGUCUCUGUAGCUACAUUAACCCUAUUUUAAUAAUUUGUCUUUUUCACAGUCCAUGGUAUAUGCGAUGCUCUCCACCAAUGCCACAUAUCAAAUGAGUUGAUUUUUUUCUUAUCCGCUUUUUUCACUGUCCAACUUUCACAUCCAUACAUAGAGAUCAGGAAUACCAUGGUCUGAAUGAUUCUGACUUUAGUGUUCAGUGAUGCAUCUUUGCAUUUGAGGACCUUUUCUAGUUCUCUCACAGCUGCCCUCCGCAGUCCUAGCCUUCUUCUGAUUUCUUGACCGUUGUCUCCAUUUUGGUUAAUGACUGUGCCGAGGUAUUGAUAAUCCUUGACAAGUUCAAUGUCCUCAUUGUCAAACUUUAAAGUUACAUAAAUCUUCUAGUUUCUUCAUGGGCUGGACUGGAUCUUUUAUUUUAUCAGGGUGGGAGGGAGAGGAGAUUCUUGGUGACAAACUGCCCCAAGAAUGGACUGGGAUAGAGUGAGCCUUUUAAGCUUAUUUUUAUUUAUUUACAGUAUCUGAAAAUUUGCUGUGUGUGUAUGCAAGAUAAUUAACUCCCAUUAGCUAAAACAAAAAAACUUAGCAGUACUUUGAAGAGGACCAGAUAAUUAUUUUCUUUCUGAUCCCAGGACAGUGUCUUUCAGGGUGCGGGGUACUGGGCCUGGGGUGGGGAGAGAUCAGGAAAGCAGCUGAUGAAAUGGAAAUGGACUGCCUUCAAGUCAGUCCCAACUUAUGGCUACCCUACGAAUAGGGUUUCCAUGGCAAGCGGUAUUCAGAGGUGGUUUACCAUUGCUAUCCUCUGAGGCUGAGAGGCAGUGACUGGCCCAAGGUCACCCAGUGAGCUUCAUGGCUGGGUGGGGAUUUGAACCCAGGUCAUCGUCCAACACUCUAUCCACUACACCACACUGGCUCUCUGUCCUGGAAGGUUAGAGUGAGAAAAUCAAUUAUACUGUAUUUAUUAUAUGUGGAGGGAAGGCCUAUAGCUCUGCUUUGCAUGCAGAUUCCAGAUCCAAUGCCCGAGAGCUGAAUCAGGUGUACAGCAGCUUCUUACGUUUUUUCCUUAGCAAAUUCCUUCACAUGACCUAAUUCUCUUUCGAUAUAUCAAAAAGGGUCUCCAGCUGGCCACCGGUGCUAUGGGAAGCAGGUAGAUCAGGAUCUCUUGGUAGAUUCCUGGGUGAUCUGCAGUAGAUCAUUAAAGAUUUCUGAAUCCCGGUUCUUCUACAAUAGCAACAACCAGGUGAGCUUCUACCCCACCGGCUAAAUUAGGGGUGGAAUUUUGUGUGGAUCGGCCUGGUCUUCUGAUGUUUCUAUGGUGUCCCAACCUCUCCAGCCAUUAUUUUGAACCUGGCUGUGUUGGGGAACCUUGGGGUUCUAGUAAAAAGCACAGCACAUUCUACAAGCCUGAAGUCUGCCCGUUCCUGGGUUUUUAUUUAUUUGUUAGAUUACUAACCAUAAGGUCCCACGGCAAGUUGCAACAACAUAAUCAUAUAAAAUGACAGAAACAACUGAAAACAGGUUGUACAACUAUGGAAACGUAAAACAGAGCAGCCUAGGUUAGGUUAAACAAAACAGAAGAGUUGGGUCUCAAUUCCUACUUUGGCUCAGUCUUCUCGACUUCUGCAAAGCUUUUGACAAAGUGCCGCAUAAUAUUCUGAUUAGCAAGCUAGCUAAAUGGGGCUGGAUGGAACAGCUAUCAGGUGAAUCCACAGUUGGCUACAGAAUUGUACUCAAAGAGUGCUUAUCAAUUACUGCAGGGCUCGGUCCUGGGCCCAGUGCUCUUCCACACUGUGGAUUAAUGACAUGGAUGAGGAGGUACAGGGAAUGCUUAUCAAAUUUGCAGAUGGUACAAAGUUGGGAUGGAAAGGCAAUACCUUGGAAAACAAAUGAAAUUCAAAGGGACCUUGAAGGGCUGGAGCAUUGGGCUGAAAACAACAGAAUGACGUUCAACAGGGAUAAAUGCAAAGUUCUACACUUAGGAAAAAGAAACCAAAUGCACAGAUAAGAUGGGGGAUACUUGGCUCAGCAAUACUACAUGCAAGAAGGACCAUGGGAUUGUUGUUGAUCACAAACUGAAUAUUAGCUAAACGUGCUAUGUGGCUGCAAAAAAAGGCUAACGGUAUUUUAGUCAUUUUUAGUUUCCAAAUUGCGGGAAGUACUGGUACUUGAAGAGUGCUAUCAUAUUUCUCCUCAGUGUUCUCUUCUCCAGGCUUAACGUGCCCAGUUCUUUCAGUCUCUCCUCAUAGGGCUUUGCUUCCAGUCCCCUGAUCAUCUUUGUUGCCCUCCUCUGAACCAGGUCCAGUUUGUCUGCAUCCUGUUUGAUCUGACUAGGGUGAUGCAUGCCUUGAUUACAUCCCGCUUAGACUACUGUAACGCGCUGUACGUGGGGCUGUCUUUGAAGACUGUUCAGAAACUUAAAUUGGUACAAAGAGCUGCAGCCAGAGUGCUAACGGGGCUGGUUACAGGGAUCAUACAACCCCCCUGUUACAACAGCUCCACUGGCUGCCAAUUUGUUUCUGGUCACAAUUCAAAGGCUAUGGAACUCCCUUCCGAGUGACGUGCGAUUAGCUCUCUCCUUGCCGUCUUUGCGCAACAAGUAAAGGCUGUUUUAUUUCAACGGGCAUUUGGGAUCGAGAACGACUAGGAUUAAGUGUCCUAGGAUUGGUGACUACAUUAUAUGGUCUUAUUAUUUUAAAUUGUCUGCUGUUUUUAAUGUAUGUUUUAUGGUUUUAAUUUUUCUCAUAGUUUAAUUCUUUUUUAAUUGUAUACUUCUGUAUGUUUUAAUGGUGUUGUUUUUAGUUGUAAGCCGCUCUGAGUCCUAUUGGGAAAAGGGCGGGGUAGAAAUAAAGUUUAUUAUUACUAUUAUUAUUAUCCCUCUUGAAGUGGGGAGACCAGAACUGGACAUAGUAUUCAAGAUGAGACCUAACCAGUGCUGAAUAGAGGGGAACUAGUACUUCACGUGAUUUCUGUUAAUGCAGCCUAAUAUACCAUUUGCCUUUUUUGCAGUAUA
Molecule: messenger RNA, 7979 nt
Organism: Rhineura floridana
Lineage: Eukaryota; Metazoa; Chordata; Lepidosauria; Squamata; Rhineuridae
Product: zinc finger protein 883-like
Exons: 6
Coding region: 435-2510 (691 amino acids)
Biological process (GO): regulation of transcription by RNA polymerase II
Cellular component (GO): nucleus
Molecular function (GO): RNA polymerase II cis-regulatory region sequence-specific DNA binding; DNA-binding transcription activator activity, RNA polymerase II-specific
Source: RefSeq, a predicted model, not a curated record